Molecule: messenger RNA, 1232 nt
Organism: Epinephelus fuscoguttatus (brown-marbled grouper)
Lineage: Eukaryota; Metazoa; Chordata; Actinopteri; Perciformes; Serranidae
Gene: rabl3
Product: RAB, member of RAS oncogene family-like 3
Exons: 8
Coding region: 31-735 (234 amino acids)
Biological process (GO): intracellular protein transport
Cellular component (GO): endomembrane system
Molecular function (GO): GTPase activity
Source: RefSeq, a predicted model, not a curated record
UUUACUUCCGGGACGACACUGUUGCAAAAAAUGGCUUCUCUUGACAGGGUAAAAGUAUUAGUUUUAGGCGAUUCCGGGGUGGGUAAGUCUUCCUUGGUCCAUCUGCUCUGUCAGAAUCAGGUGUUAGGAAAUCCAUCGUGGACUGUUGGCUGCUCUGUGGAUGUACGGGUCCAAGACUAUAAGGAGGGAACCCCGGAGGAGAAAACCUACUACAUAGAACUCUGGGAUGUCGGAGGAUCUGUUGGCAGUGCCAGCAGCAUCAAAAGCACCAGAGCUGUCUUCUACAAUUCGGUUAAUGGAAUUAUGUUGGUACACGAUUUAACAAAUAAGAAGUCCUCUCAGAACCUUUACCGCUGGUCACUAGAAGCUUUAAACAGGGAUUCGUCUCCAACAGGAGUUAUUGUUUCUAACGGCAGUGACUAUGACAGAGAGCAGUUUGCUGAGAACCCAGUGCCUCUGCUGCUGAUUGGUACAAAGUUUGACCAGAUCCCAGAGAACAAACGCAAUGAAGUUCUCACUCGGACGGCCUUCCUGUCCGAAGACUUCAACGCAGAGGAGAUCAAUCUCGACUGCACCAACCCGAGAUACCUUGCUGCAGGCACGUCAAAUGCAGUGAAGCUUAGCAGGUUCUUUGACAAGGUAAUAGAGAAGAGAUAUUUCACAAGAGAUCCCAGUCAGAUGACGGGUUUCACAGACAGAAAACGGUUCAACUUCAAAAGUUUGCACUAUGACUGACAAGCCGUGUGCACAACAGCAGUGGUCUGUGGCUUAACCGUAAUGCAUCUGGGCUUUUACACCACAAGUAAAGCAUCACGCUCACUGAAAUGCUUCCUGUAAACCCCCCACCACCAACUAUUGUUUUUUCUCUGCCAUUUCUUCUUUAUACGAAGCUGAACACUUUUUUCUUUUUGCUGUUAUGUUAGCUUAAGUUGACUUAAAAUUGUGCUGCAAAAAUACAAAUGAUAAUAAUAAAAUAAUUACUGAAAAUAAUAACCUUAAAUAUGUAUAUAGUCUAUAAAACUUGCAUAAUAAUUUUGUAAAAGGGAGUUAAGCACAUUUAAGAAGUGAAGGAACAGGCUUUAGCAAGAAGUUGUAAAAGGACAGGAGUACGCGAUAAAUGUACAGUGAGACUUUUGUGGUAAAUCAAGUUUUUAAUUCCUUUUUUUUGUACAAUCACUUGUAUUUUUCCACAUGCAAAACACUUACAUAUACCUCUAUAAGUUCUUUUUUUU